Messenger RNA from Beta vulgaris subsp. vulgaris (sugar beet), 969 nucleotides. RefSeq lists its product as uncharacterized. NCBI's taxonomy places the organism in Eukaryota, Viridiplantae, Streptophyta, Magnoliopsida, Caryophyllales, Amaranthaceae. Bases 98 to 760 code for a protein of 220 amino acids. The transcript has 2 exons. The record is from RefSeq and is a predicted model, not a curated record.
UCAAGAUGCGUCGCAUCUCCCGGAGCUGGUGAAGGUGUUUCUGAAGUGGUUUUUAAGGAGAGGGGUAGAAGUCGAAAGCGAAGAGAGGGAAUUACUGAUGAACUUAGGUCCUUGGUUGGACCCAACACCACUGCUCCCACCGGAAAGGACGAUUGUCAUGCUACAAAAUCGUCCGAUCAGGCUACUAGAAAUGAGCAACACCAACGCCGUUCUACUAGCACGAGUCCAGCUCCCACUAAAACAAAUGGGGGUAACAGUGACUUGGGUAGAGGAAAAAGGGUUAAACUACCCUCGAGAAUCAGAGCUGACGCUGUGGCCUCACCGGGGAAGGAUAACGAACAUAGAAACGGGGGAGGAAUACAACUUGUGGGCUCCAGAAAACGGGGAACUUCUGAGAAAGUUCACCGGAAAACCAAACCUUCCUUUUAAAAUGACGGUUUUAUAUUGGAACGUAAGAGGGAUUGCAAGACCUUCUUUUAAACCAAACUUGCGGUUACUUAUAGCCCAACACCACCCGAAAAUGGUGGUUCUUGUUGAAACGCGUGUGUGCCGAGCCAAAACCACCCUCAUCCUUGAAAACAUAGGCUUCGAUUCCUGGCAUAUGGUUGAACCGCGGGGUUUCGCGGGAGGUAUUAUCAUCCUCUGGAACUCAGAUUGCAUUAAGUUCCACGUUGUGGGUGACAAUAUCCAAGGAGUGCAUGGAGUAGUGGAGGGAGUUACGCCAGAUGUUCCAGGAGAUCAAGAUUAUGCAUUGCAGUAGGGAUUUAAACAAAAUAGCGGAUUGUAUGGCUCGUAGACGGGAUGAUGAUCUAUAUGGUUGUAACAAUGUAACUAGGUUUUUCCCCUAUCCCCCUAGUUAUUGUAUGGAUUUAUAUCAUGUAGAAUGUAAUUCAGGGCCGGUUGUGGCCAGUAUGGAUCAAAGUGGUAUGUAACGUUUUAACUAAGUAAUUUAAUUCCUCUUUUCACCAA